Penicillium samsonianum is the source of this 3225-nucleotide messenger RNA. Its product is annotated as putative PHD finger domain protein. The record is from RefSeq and is a predicted model, not a curated record. The transcript is spliced from 3 exons. NCBI's taxonomy places the organism in Eukaryota, Fungi, Ascomycota, Eurotiomycetes, Eurotiales, Aspergillaceae. Bases 1 to 3225 code for a protein of 1074 amino acids. Gene Ontology annotation, biological process: regulation of transcription by RNA polymerase II.
AUGGCACCGGCGGUCCGACAUUCAAUCUCUGGUCGUCCAUCACGCAGUAAACCUAGGCCUUCCCUUAAAUCAUCCAACAGCGGCUCCUUCGAUUCCCCUGACGGCCCUGCUUCAAAAAAGCGAAAGUACGUUCCAGGUGGCCCUGGAGGAGGAGGAAGAUUCAUCGACUUCGACGCUGCAGCUGCAGCCGCCGCCGCCGCCGCCGCCCAAGAAACUCCCAAGAAAACCACUCUCCGACGCCACUCCGCAAGUGCUCGAAGCCGUCCACCCGGUGAGAUGGAUCAACCGUUCUUAGCCCCUCCACCACCACCUCCCAUCAUGCCCACAACUCCACCCUCUAUGUCGCGUCCAAGGCGCGAUAAGAACCAAACCCGCGGUCGGUUCACCUCCUCCACGGCCGCCGCUCUUGCUCUCCAACAAGGCGAUGGGUACAAGCCACGCGAAGAACGCGGGUGGGAAGAGUUCCAUCCUGACUUGGACAUUGAUGGCAAAAUUGCUGUCUUCACGUCCGAAGAGGUUGAUGCCCCGGAUAACUCUGCUCCUGUCUUGAGCUUGGAGUCACUGGCUGGUGCGACAGUCUCGGAUCUUUCAGGAUCACCAGUCAUCAUAUCAGGCGAAAUGGCUUCUCCAAUCCCAAUCAAACGCAGGCCUGGCCGUCCACCUCGUCGUCCCGAGGCCAUCCUUAACGCCCUUCUUGCCCAGCAAGGACAAAAGAUUAUACCGCCCCCGGGCCCCAACCCCCGAGAGAAACUAACACUGCCCAAGCCGUCGUUCAGACUGCGUGACCCUUUCACAUUCUAUGAGAAGAAGGGUGUCGGUCAUCAAAACUAUGUCGACCGGACUAUGGCAAAUGUCGGAUACCAGGAAAGCGAUCUUUUCCUCCGCCAUGACCGGCGAUUUAUUCGAAUGACUGAAGGCACCCAAGAAGAUGACCUCGAUGUGAUUCAACCUGCCAUGACAGAUGGAGACGUUAACACCACCAUUGGACGUGUCGAAUAUGACAUGGAUGAGCAGGAUGAAAAAUGGUUGGAAGAAUACAACGCCAAGCGCCGUGAAGAUCAGCUCGAACCCAUCAAGCCUGCUGUGUUUGAGAUUACCAUGACUAAAAUCGAAAGGGAGUGGCAUGCCCUCGAGAAGCGCAUCCCCAAGCCGAAUCCCAAACCCCCACAAACCGGACGUCUUCGCUCUAGCUCUGCAGCUGCAGUCAAUGGCGAGACUGUUGGACCAGGCGAAGAACAAGAUAGCAAGUGCGCUAUCUGUGAUGAUGGCGAUUGUGAAAACUCGAAUGCAAUUGUUUUCUGCGAUGGUUGUGACCUUGCAGUGCAUCAGGAGUGUUAUGGUGUUCCUUUCAUUCCAGAAGGUCAGUGGCUUUGCCGCAAGUGCCAGUUGCUGGGAAGAGGGUCCACCAAUUGUAUUUUCUGCCCAAACACUGAGGGCGCAUUUAAACAAACAACCUCAUCCAAAUGGGCUCAUCUACUCUGCUCUUUCUGGAUCCCUGAAGUCUCUAUUGGUAAUCCAUCUCUUAUGGAACCGGUGACCGAUGUUGAAAAGGUUCCACGCAGCCGCUGGAAGUUGAAUUGUUACAUUUGCAAACAGCGGAUGGGUGCAUCUAUUCAAUGCAGCAACAAAAACUGCUUUGUUGCCUUCCAUGUUUCAUGUGCACGCAGAGCUCAACUUUAUCUAAAGAUGAAGAUUGGCCAUGGUCUUAUGGACUCGCACCUUCUCAAGGCUUUCUGCGACAAGCACGUUCCUCCUGACUGGCGAUUGGAGCAUGGUACUGAUACUGCAACUGCCGAUGCCAUCGAAUAUUACCGCAAUACCAUGCAAGGUAGACGCUGGGGAGACAGCCAAGCCGCGGCACUCUCGAUGGGCCCGGCGCACCCUAAUGAUGGAGAAGGAGAGGAUCGUACCCUCACUCCUCGCAUUACCUUGACAGUUGGCAGCAAUAAACGGAAACGUGUUCCCAGAACAAUCUGGAAGCUGCCCUCCGGUGCCCCAGUCAUCCCCCAGGUUGUGUUAAACUCAGUGAUUGCUUCUCUUGGGCGAUUUACGGUCCGCCAAAGGAAGCAAUAUGCCGAGGAUGCAUCCAAAUAUUGGACAUUGAAACGAGAGGCGAGACGUGGAGCAGCAUUGCUCAAGCGACUGCAGUUGCAGUUGGAGACCUUCUCAUCUAUGGAAAUGACACGAAGAGACUACGUGGCAAUGGGUGUACCCGGACACAAACGUCUGGAGCGUCGCAUUGAGUUUGGUGAGAGACUUUACAAGGAUCUCGAUCGAUUGAGGAUGCUAUGCGACGAAGUGAAGAAACGGGAGAGGGAGAAGUUGAAGGAUGCAGAGAUGCUCCGUAACAUCGUCGAUCUUGUCUACUUCCCUACGUUCCCACUGCUGUGGCCAAUCUUUGAGAAGGCUCAACUGCUCGAUGGAAAGGGUGUGUUUGCAGCAGGCUUGAUGUCAAUCCGGCAAAGGCUCAACGAACGAUUCUAUCCGUCUGUUGCUGCCUUCUCUGCCGAUUUGGCCACCCGCUGGCGACACCGCGGAACUCAAGCGCAGAUCAGUGGUCGCGCCCCGGAGCUCAGCCUGGAGCAACGCGAGAAGAGAAAAUUGGCAAAACGGAUAAUCAAAGUCAUCCAGCCUUCCCUCGAGGAUGCCAUCAGGAAAGAAAGCGAGCUCAACCGCAAACCAUUCGAGAAGGAGUUGAAGGAACUGGAUGUAAUUCUUGACCACAGUGUGAUGUCACGCAGUGGUGAUUCUGUCGAGCCGGAAGGUGAUACUGAGCUUUCUGGUCACCCUGAUGCUAUGGAAGGAGUUGAACAAGCACUUCCUACGACAGAGGCUCCAUCGGAAACCCUGCCUAUAGAUGAGCAACACCCUGAAGCAGAAGAACUACCUCCUGCUGAAGACCCUAUGAAGGGUGUUCCCACCUACUAUCGACAUCCAACACCUGUCUUGACCGAGCAAGACCAGCAGCUGCCUUUGGCUUUGGGUGGCAUUCAAUGGUACAUGCAGCCAUUUGACCCUGUCGGUACAACUGUUCACGAGGAACGGUGGACUGGACGGGAUGUCAUGCGUGGGAUGAGUGAAGAACUCAGUGAACUAGAUGAGGAUGAACUCGAAGGGUUGAAGGACUUGGUUGAUGAUGGAGACCUGAAGGGCCAGACCACCAGCACCCCGGCUGCUUCACAACAGAAUACCCGUCGGACUCGACGUUUGCGAGGCUCACGAUGA